Messenger RNA from Penicillium waksmanii, 426 nucleotides. RefSeq lists its product as uncharacterized. The record is from RefSeq and is a predicted model, not a curated record. The transcript has 2 exons. Bases 1 to 426 code for a protein of 141 amino acids. Lineage: Eukaryota; Fungi; Ascomycota; Eurotiomycetes; Eurotiales; Aspergillaceae.
AUGUCGAGUUCUCGUUCCAACUUCAAGAACGAAACCGUUUCCAGCAACAUGAAACGCAAUACUCCUGUUAUCGCUCGCGAGCCGCGAAAGACUCGAGGAUCUGGAGAAGCUAGUAGUUUCCGCAGCCAGCGCACCGGGGAAGGAGAAUCCAAGGGUCAUACAGGCACUGGAAGGCGAAAGGUGGAAGUGCCCAUCUCAACUCUGGCAUGGUUCGCCGGUGGCGGAACGAGAAAAAAGUCGAAGCCCAAGAACGCCGACUAUGGGAAGGAGAAGGAGAAGGCCGAGCAGAAGCCCCCGCCCCCGAAGAAGACUACGUAUGUUGGUAACUCGUUUCCUGGUGGGCAACUCGUUAGAUCAUCUCGUAGGAAGCAGACUGGGGAUGGUAAGGUUAAACUCAAGAACGGUGGCGGAUUUCUUGGGUGGUGA